This is a messenger RNA of Carya illinoinensis, 909 nucleotides long. RefSeq lists its product as uncharacterized. The transcript is spliced from 2 exons. Gene Ontology annotation, molecular function: RNA-DNA hybrid ribonuclease activity; nucleic acid binding. The record is from RefSeq and is a predicted model, not a curated record. Bases 1 to 909 code for a protein of 302 amino acids. NCBI's taxonomy places the organism in Eukaryota, Viridiplantae, Streptophyta, Magnoliopsida, Fagales, Juglandaceae.
AUGGAGGAAGGUGUGGCUAUUAAACAUACCAGGGGUAGUCAAAGUCUUUGUUUGGAAGACUAUGCUGAACUGUCUGCCAACAAAGAUGAAUCUAAUGAAGAGGGGGCAAGUGAUGUAUGGGCUUGUGAGAGGAGUCCAGUGCAAAAGUGGUCGAGUGGGGAAAGGGAUAUGUUUGAACUCUGGUCAGACUGGUUUCUAAAGCUGUCUCGAGAACAAUUGGAAGUUAUGGCUGUGGUGAUGAGGAGGAUAUGGCUGAGAAGGAAUGGCAUGGUGUUUGAUAAUAAGCUUGUAGGGCCAAAUGAAGUAUUUAACCAGGCUGUUCAAUGCUUGACAGACUUUCAGUUGGCUCAAGUGAAGCAGACCAGUAAAAUAGACAGUAGUGUUCCUAUAAACAACAAGGCUAUUCAUUGGAAACCACCUAUGGGUGACAUAUUGAAGGUUAAUUGGGAUGCAGCAUGGAAAACCAAGGAGGACAGAAGUGGAAUUGGGGUGGUGAUCCGAGAUAGUAGUGGGGAAGUACUUGCUUCUCUCUGCUGUCCUAGAACAAAGGUGCAAGAUGCAAUGGUAGCUGAGAUCUAUGCACUAUGGAGGGCCAUGAAAUUGUGUGCUGAACUAAAUUUCAGAAAGGUUCAAUUUGAAGGUGAUGCUUUAGCUGUUGUAAAUGCUGUGAAUAGCCCUGAGGAGUGCUGGGAGAGGCACGGACAGGUGGUUGAAGACCUUAAAGAUGUUUUGAGGAAGAGGAGAGGCUGGUAUGUGGUGCAUGUUAAUAGAUGUUGUAAUAAUGUGGCACAUAGUCUUGCUAAAGUUGCAUUAAGUAUGCAAGAAGAGAGGGUAUGGAUGGAAGAUUAUCCAUCAAAGAUUCUUAAGUGUGUAAAGUUUGAUAUAUUGUGUAACUCAGCAAUUACAUGA